Messenger RNA from Penicillium antarcticum, 720 nucleotides. RefSeq lists its product as uncharacterized. The transcript has a single exon. Gene Ontology annotation, molecular function: zinc ion binding. The record is from RefSeq and is a predicted model, not a curated record. The coding region runs from base 1 to 720 and encodes 239 amino acids. NCBI's taxonomy places the organism in Eukaryota, Fungi, Ascomycota, Eurotiomycetes, Eurotiales, Aspergillaceae.
AUGGAUUCCUCCACGCCCACAUCAGACUUUAUCGACCGUCUGAUCAGUGAAAUAGCCCAAUAUGAAGCCUCAGUCGAGACGGACUCUGGCACUCAAAUCGCGAAACAGACUCAAGCUUUCUCAGGCCUCUCGCCGGCCCAGCUCGCCACUCUCAAGCCACUCAUGUUGACACUGCAUUGCCUCUUCCCGAACGACAUGCUCCCAGCUCUAGACAUUCUAGACCGAAAACUCGUGCGUCGGGUUAUGCGCGCAGACCGACACACGCCCGCGAACCAAGGUGAAAGGGUCUCACCCCAUGGACCCAAAGCAGAAGCCAACGAGGACAUGUUCAUCGUAAUUUCUGCCUCGGUACCUUCUCACCUGGACGCAUCACCCCCAAGCUUCACGCGCGACCAGGACAAAGGCUACGAGGUUCGGCUGCGUGCCUGGAAUUGCAGCUGUCCUACAUUCACCAUCUCGGCGUACAGGGACACUCAUCAAACCUUAGCAGCUGCAGAGGACCAACCCGAUGCUGAGAUACUCCCGAAAGAGCCUAUUGUCUACCCUUUCGGCGGGACGAUGGCUCGUGGCACAGCGCGGCUGUCACCUCCUGUAUGCAAACAUAUCCUAGCCUGUAUCCUGAGUGUACGGUGUCCGAGGCUGUUUGGGGUUGAUCAGGACGGCGGAUGUGCAAUUUCCAAAGAGGAGCUGGCGGGAUGGUGUGCCGGCUGGGGUGGUUGA